AGAUUCGGCAAUUGUUAUCUUAAUUGAAUAAAUAAUAUUAAGAUAUGUUAGUGGUUAAACUAUAAAUAUAUAGAUUAGCGCUUUCAUAUUUGGUAAACGUCCAAAUCAACUCGUCACAAGAUAGUAAAACUUUCUAAUAUCAAAAUCAAUUGUUUUGUUAAAGAAUUAAAAUGAUGAACAAUUCUUUGUGGAAAAAAUGGGAAUCUACAAAACGAGGUUUAAUAAUAUUGUUCAUUAUAAACCUUGAUUUAAUUUCAUCAACUGCACAAAAUGAUUAUUCAGCAUUUGAUAAUUUGGAUAUCAGCAUUGAUCCGUGUGAAGAUUUUUACAAAUUUGCUUGCGGUAAAUUUCUUAAUACUACAAUUCUUCCGGAUGAUAAAAUUUAUGUUGAUGCAUAUAGUCUUGUUGAAGAUAAAAUUCAAAUGCAAUUAAAAAAUUCCCUCGAGGAGGAAUUUAAACCUAACGACGCAAGACAUGUGAAAAUGAUCAAAACAUUUUAUCGAAAUUGCAUAAAUGAAACUGCAAUAAAUAGUAAGGGAUUGCAAGCAGCUGUUGAUAUUUUAAACAAAUUAGGUGGAUGGCCCGUUUUGGAAGGAGAUUCUUGGAAAGAUGACAAUUUUAAUUGGGAACAAUUAGUUUCAAAAUUCAAGAAAGAAAGUCUUCCAGUAGUUAAUUUUUUUGAUUCAGGCGUUAUUUCUGAUUUGAAAAAUAGUUCAAAAAGAAUUUUAUAUAUCGAUCAACCAUUUCUUGAUCUGACUCAUGAAAAUAUCAAACAAGGUUUAAAUGAUAGUACAAUUGAAGCUUACUACAAUUACAUGGUUGAUAUUGCAAUUAUUUUUGGAGCUGAUGAAACAAAAGCCAGAGACGAAUUAAAAAGAUCAGUUUUAUUUGAAAUGAAUUUAGUCAAUAUUUCGUCGACAGAAGAAGAAAGAGAUUACAAUAAUUUAACAACAAUAAAGGAACUUGAGAUAAAUUAUUCCUUUAUAUCGUGGAAAGAAUAUUUUAGCAAUUUAUUAAAUCCAAACAAUGAAGCUGAUGAAAAUGAUGAGGUACUGGUAAAAGAUCCGAAUUUUUUUAGUGAAUUUGAAAAGGUAAUGGUGAAUUUUACGAAAAGGGAUCAGGCAAAUUUUAUUAUGUGGAAAGUAGUUAGAGAGAUGAUUAGUUAUCUAAAUGAUGAUGUCCGGGGGAGAGAAUUGAAAUUUCUAACUUAUACAACUGGACAAAAGGAAAGGGAACCCAGAUGGAAGGAAUGUAUUUUACUUGCAAAUGACAAUUUUGGACACAGUAUUGGCUCCAUUUAUGUUAGGAAUUACUUUAACAAAGAUUCUCGAAAUGAUGUAGAGGAAAUAUUCAACAAUAUAAAAGAAGAAUUUGGAAAUAUCUUAAGAACAUUAAAUUGGUUAGACGAUACAACAAAAGAAAAUUUAUUGGAGAAAUUAAUGUCAAUUAGAGCUCUCAUUGGUUAUACUGAUGAACUCCUAGAUGAUAGGAAGAUUGAUGAGUUCUAUCAAAAUCUAGAAAUAACAGAUGGAGAUCAUGUCGAAUCAAUGCUAAACCUAACAUUAUUUAAUGAAAAUUAUUUACUUGGUCUGUGGAAGAAACCUGUGAAUACUACGAGUUGGAAUUUUAACGUUAGUCCAGUAAUUGUGGAUACUUAUUAUGAAUUGAAUACUGACAGUGUUCUUGUACCAGGCGGAAUUCUCCAGGAAGCUUUUUACAAUAAAAAUAGACCAAUGGCAAUGAAUUACGGUGCAAUUGGUUUCUUAAUUGCUCACGAAAUUACUCACUUUUUUGAUAAUAAUAUGAAAAAGAAUAUAAAAAAUCAACAAGAUACGGCUAGAAAAUAUCUUUCAAAUAUCGAGUGUUUUAUUCAUCAAUACGAAAUAUAUAAAGUUAAAGAAUUUUCCCUAAAUUUAAAUGUCCUCAAUACGCAAAGGGAAAAUAUUGCUGAUAAUGGAGGAAUAAAAAUUGCAUAUUUAACUUAUCAGGAAUGGAUAAAACGACAUGGAGCAGAAUUUAUGUUGUCCGAUUUAAAUUAUUCGCAGUUCCAACUAUUUUGGAUUAGUACUGCUCAAAUGUGGUGCACCAAGUAUAGAUCUGAACAUUUGAAAAAUAAAAUUCUCAACGACGUGUACAGUCCUGCAGAAUUUAGAAUUUUGGGAUCAUUUUCUAAUAUGCCUGAAUUUGCAAAAGAUUUUAAUUGUCAUAAUAACUCUACAAUGAUUGGAAAAAAUAUAUGUUCCGUUUGGUAAAAUUUAUGUAAUAGAAUAAAUGUUUUUUUUAUGUUAAAAAAGUGUCUUGAUUCUUAUUAUCAGGCUCUACAAGAAUAACGCGUUUCAUCGUAACGAUUGGUUAUAUUUUACUAAAUUAAUACUACAGUCGCCGCGAUCUUUCUGGUCUAUUUAUUCUUC
Messenger RNA from Leptopilina boulardi, 2411 nucleotides. RefSeq names its product neprilysin-2-like. The record is from RefSeq and is a predicted model, not a curated record. Lineage: Eukaryota; Metazoa; Arthropoda; Insecta; Hymenoptera; Figitidae. Gene Ontology annotation, molecular function: metalloendopeptidase activity. Gene Ontology annotation, cellular component: plasma membrane. Gene Ontology annotation, biological process: protein processing. Bases 171 to 2252 code for a protein of 693 amino acids. The transcript has 9 exons.